Messenger RNA from Ornithodoros turicata, 4287 nucleotides. It is a transcript of the gene mle, whose product is annotated as ATP-dependent RNA helicase A protein-like. Gene Ontology annotation, cellular component: ribonucleoprotein complex; nucleolus; cytoplasm. Gene Ontology annotation, biological process: positive regulation of transcription by RNA polymerase II; regulation of mRNA processing. The transcript is spliced from 27 exons. The record is from RefSeq and is a predicted model, not a curated record. Bases 113 to 3925 code for a protein of 1270 amino acids. Gene Ontology annotation, molecular function: ATP binding; 3'-5' DNA helicase activity; double-stranded RNA binding. Lineage: Eukaryota; Metazoa; Arthropoda; Arachnida; Ixodida; Argasidae.
CAUCAUCAUCAUCAUCAUGCGCGAAGAAUAGAACGGUCGCCGUCGCCACCUACACUGACGACAUCGCUUAUUGACCGGCUCCUUCUGGUUCUGCUUAAGAUCCCUUCCAGCUAUGGGGGAUGUAACGAAGACGUUCUUGUAUGCGUGGUGCGGGAAACAAAAAGCCACCCCACAAUAUGAGUUCAAAAACACGGGCCCGAAACAUCGCCAAAGGUUCUUAUGCGAGGUCCGCGUUUCUGGCCACGACUAUGUUGCUGUUGGAAAUUCUACCAACAAAAAAGAUGCACAAACCAAUGCAGCGAGAGAUUUUCUUCAAUAUCUCGUCCGCAGCAACAUAUUGCAGGCGUCAGAAGUUCCCAUUGAGAUCCCGAGUGGAAGCACACCUUGUGGAGAGUCAGGAGAGGGCCCUGUUAUGUCAGGAGGACCUCCACCACCACCUGGUGGUUUUUCAAACGAGAACCAGUCUCAGGUCCUGCCUUAUCGGCAGGGGCCCCCCAUCACCUACUUGGAUCGACUGGCAGAAAAGCGCCGUUUAGAAGAAGCUGAAGACCUGGAUAUUAACUCAGGCAUUCAUGGGAACUGGACCAUUGACAAUGCUAAGUCACGGUUACACCAGUUUCUCCAGACCAACAAAAUCAACGUGGACUAUGCGUACCACGAGAUAGGACCAGGUCACGGAAAGUCAUUCAUAGCCGAGAUGGCUUUCUUUGUGCGCAAAUUGAACACGCGGGUUCAUGCGAGAGAGCAAGGCUCCAAUAAACUGAUGGCAUCUAAGUCGUGCGCUCUCUCACUCGUGAGGCAGCUCUUUCAUCUCGGUGCAAUUGACGCCUACUCGGGUGUGGCAAAAAAGAAAACUGAGAGCAAGUUGGAACCUUAUGAAGUUGCUGUCAAACCAGAGCUUGCUGAGGAGCUAGAGAGCGUCAUACAGUCCUUGAAUAUCAACCGCAUCACAGUUCCUCCCCUUGACCACAAGUCGGAGGAUACCGGUGCGUUUAGUCUCAAGGUACCCAAGGCAUUGGAGGAAGAGAAGGUAGUGUCACAACCAGUGCCGGGAGGAGUGGUACCCUGGUCACCUCCCCAGCAAAACUGGAACCCGUGGAUUUCUUGCAAUAUUGAUGAGGGUCCCAUGGCUACCUUGACACUGCAACAGAUCAGUGAGAACAUACUCAACAGCUACAAUGACCAAAUCGACAGAGAUCCGAAGCUGAAAAAGAUGCUGGAUGAGCGUUAUCAGCUUCCCGUUUACAAGUCCUACGACGCCAUCUUGGAUGCUGUCCACGAGUCUCCCGUAGUAAUAAUUCGCGGGGCAACAGGUUGCGGAAAAACCACUCAGGUUCCCCAAUAUAUCUUGGAUUCGUACAUCAAUCAGGGCAUCGGUGCUGAGUGUGCUAUAAUUGUGACUCAGCCUCGUCGCAUCAGCGCCACUUCGGUGGCCGAGAGAAUCGCUGAAGAGCGUGCGGAAGAAUUGGGCCAGAGCGUGGGAUACAGCGUCCGUUUCGAAUCCGUUUUACCUCGUCCGUACUGUUCCAUCUUGUUCUGCACUGUGGGCGUCCUGCUGCGAAAGUUGGAAGCUGGAUUGCGAGGGGUGUCGCACGUCAUCAUCGAUGAAAUUCAUGAACGAGAUGUCAAUACUGAUUUCAUCAUGGUCGUGGUCCGUGAUAUAAUCAGGGCAUUCCCGCAUCUCAAAGUGAUCCUUAUGUCUGCAACCAUUGAUACUACACUCUUUCAAGAGUACUUUGACAACUGCCCUGUCAUAGAGGUCGAGGGCAGGUCAUACCCCGUGCAAGACUACUUCUUGGAAGAUUGCAUUGACAUCUUGGACUUUGUUCCACCUCCUAACAACAAGAAGCGACGGAAGGACGACGACGACGGCAUCGAAACGGAUGAAGCUGACGAAAAUUUGAACAAGGUGAUAGGACCUGGUUACAAGCCCAGCACCAAAGCUGCAAUGGCACAGCUGGACGAAAAGCAGCUAUCGUUUGAGCUUAUCGAGGCGCUGCUCACCUACAUCUCAGGACUGGAAGAAAAAGGCGCUGUCCUCAUAUUCUUACCGGGAUGGAAUCUCAUAUUUGCUCUAAUGAAGCACCUGCAACAGCACCCGGUGUUUGGAACUUCACGGUACUUGAUCCUUCCAUUGCACUCUCAAGUACCACGAGAGGAACAGCAAAGAGUGUUCAGGGCUGUUCCGGACAAUGUCACUAAGGUGAUCCUGUCGACGAAUAUUGCCGAGACUAGCAUCACGAUCAAUGAUGUGGUUUACGUGAUUGACUCGUGCAAAGCGAAGAUGAAGCUUUUCACUUCCCACAACAACAUGACAAACUACGCCACAGUAUUUGCGUCAAAGACCAACCUAGAACAGCGACGAGGCCGUGCUGGGCGUGUGCGUCCUGGCUUCUGUUUUCACUUGUGCAGUAGGGCACGUUUUGAAAAGCUGGAUAAUUACACAACACCCGAGAUAUUCAGGACUCCCUUGCAUGAGCUGGCCCUUGCAAUCAAGCUUCUGCGUUUGGGAGACAUCACAAAGUUUCUCGCGAAAGCACUGGAGCCACCGCCACUGGACGCUGUUAUUGAAUCUGAAGUCCUUCUCAGAGAGAUGGGAGCGUUGACUGUCUACGGGGAGUUGACGCCACUCGGGAAAAUACUGGCUCGCCUCCCCAUUGAACCCCGCCUCGGAAAGAUGCUCAUCCUCGGACUUAUCUUUGGUUCCGGAGAUGCCCUGUGCACGAUCUCUGCUAACAGCAGCACGUUCCCCGAGCCGUUUGACACGCCGUUUCCGCGCCGUUUGGGCUUCGUUCACCGUCGCUUCUUCGGAAACCGCUGGAGCGAUCACGUCACUCUGCUGAACGUCUACAGCCGUUGGGAGCAGGCUCACAUGCAGGGAGAGUACGCGGAGUCUGCUUUCUGCGACAAGUUUUCCGUUUCGAUGCCGACAAUGCGCAUCACUCACGACGCAAAGAAUCAGCUGGUGACACUGCUUCAGACAGCCGGGUUUCCGGAACUUAGCGUGGCACCGGAGAGCUACGCGUUCCAAGGACAGGAUGCAAAGCUGGACGUGGUUGUAGGUCUGCUAACAAUGGGCCACUACCCCAACAUUUGCUACCACACGGAGAAGAGAAAAGUGUUGACAACUGACAAUCGAACUGCGCUCAUUCACAAGCUCUCGGUCAACUGUACCAACCUACCGCAAAAGUUCCCGUCUCCUUUCUUUGUCUUUGGAGAAAAGGUUCGUACCAGGGCAGUGUCAUGCAAGCAAAUGAGCAUGAUAUCUCCUCUUCACAUCCUGUUGUUUGGCUGCAAACGAGUGGAGCUGGUUGGCGAUGUGGUCCAAGUGGACGGAUGGAUCAACUUGAAAAUGGACCCUCAAGUUGCAGCCAACAUUGUUGCUCUUCAGCAAUGCGUUGAAAAUCUGAUCUCCGAGUCUGCAGCAGAUCCUGAGCUGCUCAGCCAGCCCCACGAAGAGUUUGCUCGGGUAACGGACAUCGUGAAGAAGCUGUGCCGCUUUGAUGCUGCUCAGCUUAGCUCCGACAAUGUUGUCGUUGCGGACUCCUUUGAGUACGACGCCCCACCGAGGAAAGCCCCGCGCCUCAGCUCGGGCAUGAACCGGCCACUGGAUGGCAGUGACAACUCUGGAGGAGGAGGCUUCAGGGGAGGACCAAGAGGGUUUAGGGGCGGCUUCGGAGGUGGCCCCCGAGGGGGAUUUAGGGGGGGUUAUGGGAACCCCUCUGAUGGUUAUGGAGGUGGUGGCUACAGAGGAGGAUAUGGUGGGGGAUAUGGUGGGGGAUUCAGGGGGCGUGGAAACGGAUUUGGUGGUGGUGGUAGUGGUGGUGGCGGCUACGGUGGGCAGUACGGUAACAGGGGUGGUGGUUAUGACUCUCAGAGGGGAUAUCGGGGUGGGUUUGGACGUGGGGGCCGUCGGCCCUGGUAAACUGUCAUUUGGGGAUUUGUCGCACCUAACACGGGGCUUUGUCGACUGCAAAUAUUCUGUUUGCUUGGAGUUGAGUUGUGGGUGAGAGAAAUCACCCUUUCCCCAAAGUUAUUGCAACAGCAUGAGCUAGUCAGUUUGACUGUAUUUGGCAUUUUAUCUCAAUCCCCUGACUUGUUCUAUGUAUUCCCCCAUUUCCCAUGCUGUAAAAUACACAUCUUUAGCAUUCUUCGAAUUCUUUAGCAUUACUUGUGCCGCAUGUAAUAUACACAUGGCAAUGUGGUGUGGAGGUGGUGCUGUAAAAAAUAUGCAGUCUUGCCUCCCUUUUUUUUUCUGCAUAAUAAAGAUGCAGCUUCUCAAGUGUA